UGCUAAUGCAUACAUAUUACCCAAAAUUCCUUGUUCGACCAAAACAUUGUCAAUCGCCAUGUUGUGAUGUUUACGUUAAAGGGGACAUCGAAAUCUGAUGUCAUCACGGUGGAAAACGUAUAGCAUGAGCUGUGGUUCCAAGAACUCAGAAUGAACGACGUGUCUUGGCAGAACGGACCGCGAAUGAUGGCAAAUGGACCUCAUGAAAUCGCAGGUCGACAAAACAAUAACAGUGUUCCUGGAAGUCGGUCACAAGACGAUGCUACUGUCGGGUAUUUUUUCCAGCGCCCUCAGACUGAUUUAGAACUUAACAGUUACACCAAUAAGAGAUGGGCAAUUGGAGACGACAGCAUCAUAGAGCACUCUCGAAACAUAGCAACCGUACAAGACAUAGAGAGAGAUUUUCAUGGGAUGUCUAUUAGCAGAGAAAUGCCUAACACUGCCAAAAAGAUCUGGGAGAUUGGAGAUGGGCCAAAGCAAGGAGGUGAUCAGGGGAAAGGAAUGUUUCCAGGAAAUCCAUGGACCACCAGGGAAGAUACUUGGGGAAAUCCACCAGAGCCAGGAGCAUUAGGAGUAGACAUGGUUGAAUAUGUCUUGGGUGGAUCCCCCACCAGUAAAGAGCUGGAUGCCCGACUCCGGGGAAAGGGAGGACCACCACCUGGCCCAUUUAUGCAGAAUAUGAGGAAGUUCAAGAUGCAUGGACCACCACAAGAACCGGGAAUGGAUCCACAAGGGGAUAAAAAGAGCAAGACUCCUUCCCCAUUUGAAGGUCAUGAUGGGGAGAGAGUAGAUGAAAAACAAGAAAAUUUACCAGCCAAUGGUUUGCUACAGAAUGGCAUUGAUGAGGACUACAGUAACAGAAGAAACAGUCACCAGAACUCGCCCAAUGCUGAUAAUCCCAUACCUGGAAUGGACAUGCCAAAAUUGACUGUGAAGCCAGAUGGUGGGGAAUAUUUAGACCACAAUCAGCAGCCCCACUUCCCACAGCCAGGGUUCCAGCUUGAUCCUGCACCUUUUGUUGAACCUGUGGGAAUUGAUCCCGUACAGUUUGACUACAGUAACCAGAUGGGAAUGCCUUCCUCAAUGGACAGUCCAAAUUUCAACAUGGAUUACAAUCAAUUAUUACAGAGACAACAGCCCAUUGCCGUGUUGACUCAACAGCAGUUCCUCGCCUCACAACAACAACAACAGAUGGGGAUGACUGCGGCGGCCAUUACGCCGGCCCCUUAUGUUAUCAGCCAGGAUCCUUAUGCUGUGGGCAUUCCUAUAGCAGGACCAGCAGUAAUUCAUCCUCAGUACUAUGGUGUUCAGGCUCCUUGGGGCAUCUAUCCAGCAAACUUGAUCCAGCAGCAAGGGCAGACAACUCCACAGCCAACUUCACAGGCACAGCAGCAGCAGCAACAGCAGCAACACUUAAUGAGGGGACAAAAUGGGCGAUUGACACCAAAUCAAAAUGAAGCCAAUAUGCCAUCUCAGCAGCCAAAUUUAAAUCAGCAGAUGGGAACCCCUUCAAAUCCACAGUAUCAGAUUUUAGCUCCAGCGUAUUAUGACCAAAAUGGACAGCUGAUAAUGAAUCCACGAGGUCUGAGUACUCCUGUACGACUUGUCUCCCCUGCCCCAGUACUAGUCAGUGCAGCGACUGCGGCAGCAAGUCAGCAAGGUGGGGCAAACAAUCCUCUUCGUCUUCUGACUACCCAGUCACAGCAGUUACAGACAACUCCUCCUGUUAACUUCUCCAGUAACAGCAACUCCAGUCUUAACAAUAUGGGUCAAAGACGGGAUUCUUUAGAUUACAAAACACGACAGCAUUUACCACCUUUGAAUCAGUUUUAUGGCUCUAUGGGAAACAUGUCCGCCUCUCCUGCUGGCCCUAUGGGACUGGUGCAACCAGGACAGAGUAUGACUCCACCACCCUCCCUUUCUGGAUCCUCCUCUAAUUUGUCAGUAGCUGGAAUGUCAGGAGGGAACAGAAUGUACAGUGCUGCUCCAGGAGCAGAGGCUAAAUUUAGAAAUAGCCCCAUGGGAUCAAAUGGGUUUUUCUCUGGUACUUCUCUCUUUCCAAACAGAAAUAUGGCUACAAGGAGUUCCAUGUCAAAGGAAGCCACUGGAAGAAGUCGGAUGCUGGAGGAUUUUAGGAAUAACAGAAUUCCCAACCUACAGCUGAAAGACCUCAAUAACCACGUCGUAGAAUUCUCCCAAGACCAGCAUGGUUCUAGAUUUAUUCAGCAGAAGUUGGAACGGGCUUCCCCACAGGAGAAGAACAUGGUUUUCAAUGAAAUCCUAGUACAUGCUUACAGUCUGAUGACGGAUGUGUUUGGCAACUAUGUCAUCCAGAAGUUUUUCGAAUUUGGCAGUAAUGAGCAAAAGCAAACCUUAGCUCAGCGUCUGAGAGGUCAUGUAUUGCCGCUUGCCCUUCAGAUGUAUGGCUGUCGUGUUAUUCAGAAGGCUUUAGAAACAAUUUCAACAGAUCUGCAAGUGGAAAUUGUGAAAGAACUUGAUGGCCAUGUAAUUAAGUGUGUAAAGGAUCAGAACGGCAACCAUGUAGUGCAAAAAUGCAUAGAAUGUGUUGAUCCCAUUCAUUUACAGUUCAUUAUUGAUGCUUUCAAAGGUCAGGUUCUUACAUUAUCUACUCACCCUUACGGUUGUCGGGUUAUUCAGAGAAUUUUGGAACAUUGCACUAAGGAGCAGACAACUCCAAUACUAGAAGAACUUCAUCAGGCUAUAGAGAGACUGGUGCAGGAUCAGUACGGAAACUAUGUUGUGCAACACGUGUUGGAACAUGGAUCCCAUGAUGACAAGAGUAAAAUUGUGUCAGAACUACGUGGCAAAGUCCUUGUUCUCAGUCAACACAAAUUUGCAAGUAAUGUUGUGGAGAAAUGUGUUUCGUAUUCCUCCAGACCAGAGAAAGCCAUGCUGAUAGAGGAAGUAUGCUCUCUAACUGAUGGGCCACAAAAUGCACUUUACAUCAUGAUGAAGGACCAGUUUGCAAACUAUGUUGUACAGAAAAUGAUUGAUGUGGCAGAGCCAAAGCAACGCAACAUUUUGAUGCAUAAAAUCCGACCCCACAUUGCAACUCUUAGGAAGUAUACAUAUGGCAAACAUAUUCUUGCAAAAUUGGAGAAGUUCUUCAUGAAAAACAACUCGGAUCUGGGCCCAAUAGGGAUGCCUCCUAAUGGGGCUCUACCAUGAAAUGUCAACUGCAUGACCAAUGUUGGAAUAUCUCCAGAAAUUUAUUUAAGCUGAAUUUUGAAUGUAAGAAAGUUGAUAGAAAAAGAGUAUUAGAUGCUAAGAAUGGUUCAGAUAUUUUUUGUACUAAAGCAGUGUGAAAAAUACUGAUGCACACAGAAGAGUUGCUGCAUAUUUCCUUGGUAUUUUCUAUCAAGGCACACUUAGUUUUGAUUUAAAGCAUUUAAUGAGUCUGGUUUGAUGCAAUGAGAAAAGAAAGGGUGGAAUCAUCUUCAGAUUUUUUCCUCUUCUUUUUUUCUUGAAUAGUAAAAAAAAAUUGACCUGUAAAUAUUUGAAAAAAAAAAAAGUAUAGAUCUAAGAGUGAGAAAAAUUUUUUGAUGAAGAAUAAUCAUUUCACAAUGUUAAAAAAAUCUGAUAAAAUCAAAGCAACAUUUGAAGAUUCACUUUAAGAUUGAAAAUAAGGCUUUGUAGUGUCUAAUACAUGAGACAUUCAAAACACUUCUGUUUUAAACUAUUACAUUGAUGAUAUGUAUAAUGUGCACAGUUUUUCAGUCUUUUUAAAAAGAACAGAAGGAGUGGACAACAUUAGGCCAUUCGAAGUUUUUUCUAUGUUUAGUGUCCGCUUGCGCCUUGGUUUUUGACACCCAAUAUCAGAAAAAACCAACAGCAUCAGGAGUCCUGAAAUCGGUUAUUCUGGUCAAAAUCUUUUAAUUCUGUCAAUUUCUAUAAAUAUUUGUCUACAAUAUGCCAUAUUAGAAAUAUUUUAAGCAUUAAAUACCUCGAUUUGCUGAAGAAUAGAUCUUUCAACGAGGAAAAUAGAUUUAUCAAAUCAAAUCUUUUGAAUGACUUAAUUUUUACGACUAUAAAGUCCUUGUUUUAUUUUUUUUUGGUUUGUGUGUUUUUUGCGAAUAGGUAGGUAGAUUUUUGAAAGAUGGGUGGACGCUAAACAGAGAAAAAACUUGGAAUGGCCUUAUUGAGCCAUACUUGCUAACAGACCCAAUUGUCAUUUUGUCAUGAAAAGCUUAAAGGACCAUUUGUAGAAUGUAAAACUUUUUUUUUUUUUUACAUCUUUCAUAUCCAUUUCUCAAAAACUUUUAACAACAUUGUAUGAAAUUAAGAGUUUUAAAAGAAAUUUGUCUGAGAGCAGUAAUGUGUUUAGGCUGUCGCUAGCUUUGAGAAUCAAAGAGCAACUGUUAGAUAUCCGGCAAAAUCUGGUAUCGACCACAAAGACAAAAAUGGAAGAAAAAAAACCUUUAUUAAAAAGAUUUCUGAGGAUUAAAAUGCCUAACUAAAGGCAAUGGUGUUAGAGGUGAAUUGUUUUAUACACAAAAAUAAACUUGAUCAGAGGAUCUAAAUGUAGCAAUUAUUUUGGUUUAAUAUUUUAAUCAUUAUUCACCAUGUAUGUUAGUUUUGCCCUUGUGAUUGUGGCUAUAGAAGCCGGUGCAACAGGUACUAAUGAAAGAACAGAGGCUAAAUCCCUUGACAUAGAAGUAAUUUUUUUUAAAAGACAUUGAUUUAAAAAAAAUCUUUUGAACCAUGAGAGGCAGAGUUUUGAUAUUAGACAUGCUUUUCUUAGAGCCUUUUAAAAGUCACUAAGGACAUUGAUACUUGAUGUUGACCUUUGAUUUAUUCUCUUAGAAAAAAAAAAUUAAUAGAAUAUACUUUUACAUAAUAAAAAAGGCUCUAAUUCUCAUAACAAAAGUUUCCCAGAUUUCAAGCUUUUGUUAUUGUUAAUGACAACAGAUAAGGCAUUGAUCUGGGGCAUAUAUGUACUGUCUUGCAUUGUCAAAAAUACCUAAAAAUAUGAGCACAUUAUGACCUUGACCAUUGACUCAUAUAAUUUUUUCCCUAAUUAUUUUCUUAUUGAAUAUGAUAGUGCUCUUACAUUUAAAACAAUUUAUCACUAUUUUUCAGCUCUGUAUCAUCUAGCUAUCUGUUUGUUUACUUACAGAUUUUUCAAAAUUGAGCAUAGAAUGAUUGCAGAUAAGUUCUAAUUCAUUCGUGCAAAAUCAGGUCAAUGUGUGCAAACAUAGGGAAAUGUUUGAAAUACCAGUGCACUUUGUAAAAAACUUGAGUUUUUUUGUUCUGUUAUUGCAAAUAUGAACAGAAUUUGUUAUCUGUUUCAGGUUUAAUUAAUUUAUUUAUGCAAUACUUGGUUGUUUAAUGUUUUGAAUCUUGUAGAAGAAUAUCCUAUCAUACAGCGUAUCACGUCAUUCAAGGAUAUAAAAACUGAUUUUUUUUUCUUGCCCUUUUUUUUCAGUGGCAUACAUCUGUAAUAUUGCACACUGAAAUGUAUGUUUUGUACUAAAGUUGGAUACAUACUGUAUAUUUUUCAUGUAAAUUUUUACUUCAUUUUUUUUUGUUUGUUUGUUUUAGGAAUUUGAUCUUGCUUUGAAGGUAUGAAAAAAGUAUUAUUUUAAUCUCCACUUUUAAUUUCUCAGCAGAAUUAAGUAGUAGAUAUAAAAAUGUUUAACACAGUCUCUCUCCUCUGGUUGUACCCUUCACAGACUGUUAGUAAUUUUUGUCUAGAAACACUAUGAACUUUUUACAGACAAAAAGACUGCUUAUGAACUAUUAGCAGUUCACAAUACUGCAGCAAGUAAUUUAGACAGCUGAAUAAGAGACAAAGGCUCAGCCAUAAAGUGAAGAAUUUAUUAGUAUUUCUUUAAUUUAGCCAUAUGUUACUAAAAAUAAGUCAGGGUGUAUAGCUCCAAUGAAGAAAAAAAAUUCCAUUAUGACACAUUUUUUUUGAAAGUGCCCAGUGGGUGAUAUAUGGCCCUUGAGAUUUUUUUUAAGUGCUAUCUACAUAAAAUGUAGACAGGUUCUCUGUAAAUAGUUAUGCCAAUUCAAAGAGUGGCCCAAACUUUUAGAGUUAGUCAUUGUAAGUACCUUUUAUAGCAUAUCAUUGAACACAAUAGGAUCUAAUGCUGGUCAGUUAUCCUAGUGCAUUGUAAAAAUCACACCAUGUACAGAAACCAAUCACUGCAAUUGUAAAGUGUACUGUAAAAAACUUAUCCUGUAAAUUUGUACAAAAAGAAGUCGUGUUUAAUUGUUACUCCUAUUGGUGACAGUUCUUUGAUUGGUGCUAAUACAUCACAGUUGUGAUGUAGUGUAACAUUGUUAAUAUUACAACUCCACAGAGCAUAUCAGGAUGUCCAUAAGCAUAAAAUAUAAAAACUUCUAUGGGAAACAUGAAACUAGAAAUAGAAUGAUGUUAAUAUUAGGAUUCUUCAGGGUAGUCUCUAUUCCAUAAUGCUACAUUUGUAGGAGAAUGUAAAUGAAAAUGAACCAGUGGAAUAUAAAUUGUAUUUGUGGUCUGCAGUAAAGUUGGAGACAAGUAUAAUGUUGCCAUUCUUGAAGGCAAAUUGAGGCCUUGAUUAACUUUAUUCCAUCAAGAUGGUAUGCAUUGUGCCUGAAUGUUUCACUUGUAAUUUGUUGUAAAUAGUAGACUAGAAACUGCAUGUCAGUGAUCUGGUUUUGCAUUUCUGUGGUAUUGUGGUGGAAUAAGUUGUUUUUUUUCUGCAUGUAUUUUAGUGCUGUAGUAAAAUCUGUUUUUGUAUCAUGUUUGUAUAGAAAUACAUAGAAUUUUUGUCAAAUUUUUAUAGUAUCAUGUAUGAUUAUUGUAUUGUAACUUUGCCUAACCAUAAGUACUUUGAUUAGUCAUAAUCUGUUGCUUUUGCUUAUGUAUAUAAUAUAUAUUCUCAUUAAUAUGGGUCCAAAUAAUUCUGUAGUGAUGAUUUGUGUGUGACCUAUUUUUCAUGUCAUUAAGAGAAUUUUUAAAGUGUUUUUGUCAGUGUAUUGUUUUCAUAGGGACAGUGUAUAGUUAAAUGGGAAUGAUAGUCAUUGAAAUUUAUCAAACAGGGCAAACAGUGGGAUGAAAAUCACAUUCAGAAUUCUAGUUCUUACAGAUCAUCAUAUUUCUCUGUCUCUGUCACAUUCAGUCAUUAUUAUAUUAAGAGUCCUAGCCAACAUCUCAGGUAGUAGUUUGUGAAUUAAUUAUAGUGUAAAUACAGACUCUUUUUUCAGUCAGAAAAUUUCUUCUGAGUAUUGUAAAUAAUAAUAUCAUAAAUCCCCCAUUGUUCAAAUUCAUUAGAUGGAUUCUAUGAAAUACAAGUGCACAUAAUUGAAAGUAAGGCUCUUUUGUUUCCUAUUGUUUGAGAUGUAGUAUAAUUUACUUACUUUUAAGGUGACCCAUUAACCUUUGUUAUCAUCUUACAAUGUGCAUUGUUUGUAAACCUUUGAAUGCUUAGGAAUUGUUCCCCAGUGCUACAUAUCCAGUUUUAUUCAAUCUCGCUUUCGCCCUUGGGCAUAUUAUGAUUUUUUUUUCUCGAGAACUAAAAUUCACAGUAAAUGUUGAGUCAGUAUGUAAGCAAUUUUUUUGUUUACUCAGAAAAAUGGUCCUUGGGGCAAAGAAGGGGCCAAAAUAGGGUUUUAAAUUUUACAUAAAAAUCUUUGAUAUAAGGAGAGCAUAAGAAGUCGAAUAUAUCGUAGAUUUAAAUUUGUUCAGAUCAUGACUCUAGUGGCUAGUGCAAGCUUUGUUUCACAAAGGAAUAUUGAGGAGUUGAUGGCUGUUUGAUAUGAGAUGACCUUUAAGGCCAAUGGGACUGGUAUCAUUCAGAUAACAUAAGAAUAGGAUGGGUAAGAAAAUUUCUGAACUAGAAUGAUCAUAAUUCAAGACUCUUUAUUUGUAUAAGUGACGAAAUUACUCCUUAUGAAGGUGAAGAUUUCAAUUGCUAAUUUAUCUGGAAUUUUAAACAAUUGUGAGCUUGAAUAUGUGUUAAUAUUUCCAUAUACAUAUGUGUAAAAUUUGUAUUAAAUUUUUUCUUCAUAGUAUUUUUGUAAAUUUUGAGUUUUUCUUCCUGAUUGAAAAGUUGUAAAUACCAUUGCAGAGUGAAUGAAUGUAUGAAAACAAUCGGGUAUUAAAAGCAAUUACUUGUAUAUGUAUCAUGAAGUCAGAAAGCAAUGGCUAUUUUUAUAGAAUUAACAAUGUUAAGUUGGCACUUCCAGAUUUGUAAAUAAUCAUAACAGAUGUACAAAAACUCUGAAAAUUGAUAAAAGGUGUAAAUACAUGUACAUAUUGUUUCUAGGAUAAUCAUUAUCAUGAUAAAAUGUUGUGUGUCAUGAACAUCACUUCCCAUCAUUAAGCUUGCAAGUUCAUUUUGUUAACAUUGAGGUGGUUAUUUGCUUUUGAUGUUUUUGUACUUGAAUACACAUGAUUCAAUGACUAAGCAUUUAACUGCCCCCGUCUUUUGUUAUUGCAAUACACGAGAUUCUUGUGUUAUAUCCAAACACAUGUUAUGUCUAGUGUCUAGUUCCGCAGCUUUAUUAUUGUAUAGUUGAUAUGUGCUUCAUUAUUUUGUCAUCAUAGUAACUUUUCAGAUGGUUUCUUUCGCAUAACACUAAGUGAAAAUUCCAUGAAAUGAAAUAAAUAUUUGGGAAAAAAUA
Molecule: messenger RNA, 8631 nt
Organism: Saccostrea echinata
Lineage: Eukaryota; Metazoa; Mollusca; Bivalvia; Ostreida; Ostreidae
Product: pumilio homolog 2-like
Exons: 20
Coding region: 151-3189 (1012 amino acids)
Biological process (GO): miRNA processing; regulation of mRNA stability
Cellular component (GO): cytosol; cytoplasm
Molecular function (GO): mRNA 3'-UTR binding
Source: RefSeq, a predicted model, not a curated record